Capronia epimyces CBS 606.96 is the source of this 1278-nucleotide messenger RNA. RefSeq lists its product as uncharacterized. Lineage: Eukaryota; Fungi; Ascomycota; Eurotiomycetes; Chaetothyriales; Herpotrichiellaceae. The coding region runs from base 1 to 1278 and encodes 425 amino acids. The transcript has a single exon. The record is from RefSeq and is a predicted model, not a curated record.
AUGUAUCGGCCUGAGGACGACGAUCCCGAAGGAUGGAUUCAUAGGGACAAGUUGGCCAAGAUCGAAAAUGAAGAGCUACAGGCUGCCGGACUCAAUCUGGCGAACGCAAGACGCAACGUGAGUAAGGCCGGAAGAAGAGAAACGAGUCGUGGUCGCCGCGGUGAGGGCCGCAAUUCCUCGGAGACCGGGAGGGUCGAGACAGAAGAAGACACCCCACGACUGGGUGCAGCGGAGGAAGAUGGACAGGAACGAGCCAAUUGGGAUCUGCGCACACCAGAGGAGAUUGCGGCUGACCAGGCGAUGCUGCAGACAUCCCGGAACCCAGCCUUGAAGAGGUCCGGGUCAAAGAUACCUGUGCUGACUUCAAGCCCUCUGCCCAUACCACAAGAAAGGAUUGAUCGAGAUACUCCUCUGGCGAGGAAACGUACUAUUAGUAAUAGUAUGAGCCCGGAGGAUGGGAUACCAGUCUUGAAAUCCAGAAAACGGAAAGGAAGUACCGGCAGCCAGCCUUUGCAGGAUGACCUCUUUUCUCACGACACGACGCCGGUCCCGACGAACGGCUCCAAGUCCGCGCCCAAACCCGCAUCUCCGAUCAAGACGAAGCAGAAGACCGCUCAGUCAUCGCCUCCUGGCACAUCGUCCGGAAGGAAGGUAUCUGGGACGAACAGGAAACCGUCCAACACUGCCAAAUUGGGAACACCGCCUUCAUUUGGCCAGAGACCCGGAACCAGAUCGGGCGAACUAGAUCGUCCUCGAACAGCGGUCAACAGGCCCGAAGGCGAUCCUCCGUGGCUUGCAACGAUGUACAAGCCGGACCCUAUGCUACCUCCUGAAGAGCAAAUCAUUCCAACCCACGCUCGACGACAGCAGCAAGCCGCAUGGGAACAGCAGGGAGCUGUCCCAAUCACCUAUGAUCGAAAUUUCUCACCCUUGGCCAUCCACACCGGCGAUGGGUUGGUCAAAGCACCGUCCCCUCACCCACCUUUGUCUCCAUCACCGGAAAGAGAGGAAGAGCGUGCCCAGGGCUCCUGGCCCUUGAAGCCGGUACCCAGUGUUAGAAACUCCGGGGGCGGCAGGCCUGGCACUGGUGGUAGUGCUAAUGGCGGUUACAGCACGAUGCCCAGGGUGACAAGUCCGGCGAUUGUACAGAGCCCUAGAAUGGGCAAUAUCUCUACCACACCCACUCAACCGGUCCGGACACAAGUUCAGCGCCUAGAACCCCAUGAAAUGGACGAAAAGGCCAAGGACAAGAGCUGCGGGUGCUGUAUUGUCAUGUGA